Molecule: messenger RNA, 3456 nt
Organism: Hyalella azteca
Lineage: Eukaryota; Metazoa; Arthropoda; Malacostraca; Amphipoda; Hyalellidae
Gene: senju
Product: UDP-galactose transporter senju
Exons: 9
Coding region: 49-1329 (426 amino acids)
Biological process (GO): pyrimidine nucleotide-sugar transmembrane transport
Cellular component (GO): Golgi membrane
Molecular function (GO): UDP-galactose transmembrane transporter activity
Source: RefSeq, a predicted model, not a curated record
UCAGAUAAUGUGACUAAUUGUGAACCUUAUAAAUUUCUUAUAAAAAUCAUGGGAGCCAAUACACCUCAAGAACAUGGCUGCUUCUCAAAGCUUUUCCCAACAAAAUCAAGUUUCCUGAUAUUUUCUAGUUACCUUGCUCUUGGUGUAAGUCUGGGGAUAUUAGUGACCAGAACUCAAGAUAAAAGCAAUGGAUACUCUUACAACAUAACAACUGCUGUGCUGCUCGUUGAAUUGCUGAAGCUUACUGCUACUUCAGCAUUCUACCUCACCAGAGACAGCUUUGCUCACCUUGUUGAGCAAAUUUUUCAUUAUCGCACAGCGCUUGCUUUGUACCUGGUGCCAGGAGUGCUCUACUGCCUGAGCAAUAACCUCACUUUCACUAAUCUUUCACAUUUUGAUCCAACAACCUACUUGCUGCUCAUGCAACUUCGAGUCUUGGUUACUGGGCUUAUUUAUCAGAUUUUAUUCAAGCGCAACUUGAGCCGCAUUCAAUGGAUCUCGCUUCUUGUCCUCACCAUUGGAUGUGCCGUCAAGCAAUUGGAUGUCCAGCAAAAACAACAGACAGCACUACAGCAAUCACCUGCAUUAUUGAGUGAUGAUAAGUUUGCCAGUUUGAAAAUUGAUGGAAAUGAUUCAAGGUUUCAUUUCUCGAAGAAGCUGCUUUCAGCUUCACGCACUGAAAAUAUUGCAGCUCGUCAACGUGCAUUGGUUCCAGAUGAGACACAAGGUGCUUUGCCUGUUGGGCUACUGCUUGUUUUUGCCCAGAUUGUGUGCUCAUGUUUUGCUGGCGUGUACAAUGAACGUCUCCUGAAGGAUUACUCGUCAGACAUGAGCCUGACACUGCAGAAUGUUCUCAUGUACCUGGAUAGCAGCUUCUGUAAUAUCCUCCUGCUGGGUAUCAAGGGAGAACUGGCAACGGCUUUAAGCUACGACGGCUUGCAGAAGAUCGUGCUGAACCCUUCUGUGCUGCUGGUGAUACUUAACAACGUGGCGCUGGGUCUCGUAACGAGCGUCUUCCUCAAGAACUUGAACUCCAUUCUUAAAGUUUUUUCCUCGGCCAUUGAACCUGUGGUGCUUGCCGUACUUUGCUUUAUUAUCUUCGGGUACGAGAUCACACUCUACACGGCGCUGAGCAUCAUGCUGGUCACGAGUGCCACUUAUCUUUACGCCACGAAUCCUGUAGCCGUGGCACCAUCACCCUCAAUACAUCACAGCGCUGGCUCUUAUAAUAGCGUUACAAGUUUUGCAUAUGAUGGGGUAGCUGCUUCUCAAAAAGAUGCUAAUUCCCUAAUAUUUACAGAUAAACAGAUGGUGAAGUCAUGUGUUUGAAUAAAAUUGUUCAAGCUUAGUGAAUCAUUUUAGUUAAAUGAUCUGCGUAGGUACAGAAAAACUUAUGGUUCAAGUCAAGCCAGUGGCUUGAUGUUUUCAAAGGCAUAUUGAAAAGACAUUAGUUUAACUAUUGAACAGCUCAUAUUUUAUUAUUACAACCAUUCUAUUUUGAAUAUAUAUAUUCAUAUUUCGAGUACAUAUUUGAAAGUAAUUUGUGGACAUUUCUUAAAGAGAACUAACGUCUACUUAAGAAGCCAUUAUUUUUAUGUUAAAUUUUGCUUAUCUUGGCAACUAACAUUCUAAUAAGCAUAUUUUAUGUGAACACUGCGACAAAUUCAGUUUUGCCAUCUGGUGUGCCAUUAUCUAUUCUGUCGCUUGUCUAUUACAAUAUUUAUUACUUGUCGAGUCAGUCACUAUAUCGACGCUGUACUUAAAAAAAAAUUUCGUUGUACUUAGACAAUCAAAAUAAUAUAUAUUUUCAUAAUAAUUGACGUUCUUAUUGUUAGUAUCUGUUAUAUGCAAAUCUUUUUUAAAUAUUGUUGAAGCCAGUUUGCGUUAAAUUUUGAAAAUGUGUUUAAUGUAAUAAUUUAAAUAUACCAGAUUCUCAUGCAGAGGUACCGUACGUAAUUUUUCUGCUUAAAAUUUGUACUUUCGUAAUAAAAGUCAUAGUUGUAAGUUUUAAUUGCUUGAAAAAUUAUAAAUCAUUCACCUUCACGUCGUCUAGUCUUCAAUGGCUUCUAUUUAUUUACGCGUUUAGCUUUGGUAUUGAGUGCACGGGAAAGUACUUUAUUUCUCUAGAGUGAGAAAUAAAGAGUGAGUGCUUUAUUCAUCUAGAGUGAGGAAUAAAGAGCGAGUUCUUUAUUCCUUUAUUUUUCAUGAUAUGUUUAUGUUCGUCACCCUUAUCCUUAUUCAGGAACGAUGUCCUACUUACACAUUCCUACCUAAGAUGCUACUUAUGUAGGAUGCUCUAUUUUACCUGGACCGUUAUCCCUACUUAAGACGUUACUAAAACUGUAGUUUAAGUGAUUGAAUCGCAACUAUGAUUGUACACUAUCUGAUCAUGAACAUUCCUAUUAGCUCUAAUAUAAAUAGGUUUUUUACUAAUUUGACUUAUAUGAUGUUCACAUAAGUGCUGAGACGUGAUUUUUUUUCUGCUAGGCCAUCUCAUAUAUUAUGCAUUCUAUAUUAAAGAAUUUAAAGCAGAGAGAACGCCAAGUAAAUUCACCAUAUCGACAUUGAAAACGUUUCAUUAUAUAUCAUAUCAUGCGCUCAUGAGCACGGUUGACGUGUUCAUUUAAUAGAUUUAUUCAUAAUUGUGACGGGUUUGUGACUUGAUGAUUUCACUAUUAAUGUUAAACCACAGUAUUGCAGCUAAUUAACUUGACUAUAUAUCUUUAUCUUCAGUAUUGCUCAAUUUGACGUUGUAUUGUAAAACUAACGAGGCUUUUCUCCGUACAAUUAACUCGUAUUUACUUGUUCAUGAAUGUUUGACGCAUAUUGCACUGCAAUUGAUUCCUAAUAUGCAUGUUUCUUUGUUGCAUGUUUGUUAAUUUAUUGUGUGUGUUCGUUUUCUUAUCUUUAAAAUAGGGAUUCGAUCCCUGAUUAUCGUGUCCACGAAGCAGCUGCUGUCUCGAGUGUUCAUUAGGGCGCUAUUUUCCAUUACUUUUCACUGCUAUUUAGCUCGAAUGAUCUUCAUCUGAAAAUCUUUGGGAUUUUUGAGCUAAUAAUUAAACAGUUAGAUUUAUUUGAUUCUAAGACAAUGAUUCUCUAACAUCCACUCUUUUUAUUAUUUUAGUGGAGUCCCACAAUUCUUGUUUUUUACUACCAAUAUUCAGGGUUGGCCUUGAAUUUCGCGUUCAAAUGCCGUUUCCUGAACGUAAAUUUUAGAUUUAUUUGAUUUUAAAGCAAUUGUUCUCUAAUAUAGACUUUAUAUUAUUAAUGGAGAUCCGUAAUUUUUGUUUUGUACUAGUGUUCAAUGUUGGUUUUGAAUUUUGCGUUCAAAUCCCGUUUCCUGAACAUAAAUUCAAUCGCACACGCGUUUAAAAAUGCAUUCCUCACUAACUAUGUUUAUUUUCUAACGUUUAUUCUCAUCACAGAUUGAUGAUCAAUAAAGUCGAGCAACAUCAA